AUGUUUGAGAAAUAUAAAUCUCACGUAUUGGUAAUUGUGUUGUUGGCCAUUCUAUGUGUUUCCAAUACUUUGUUUUUGACACAUGUUAAAGCUGCCACUCGACCAGCUCCUUUCGUUGGUGUCAAUACAGCUGCAGGAACUAAUUCAGUUGGAGAUGGUCUUCCACCUGAUGGUGCCACAUAUGUAAGACCAGUCAGUGUAAAGAUUGCUCAAAAUGGUGAUGUUUUCAUUGCUGACCAUGAUCAUUACACCAUUCGUAAAGUUUCAAAUGGAAAGGUUUCGACCAUUGCUGGUAAAAAUCUUGUACAAGGUGAUUCAGGAGAUGGCACAUUAGCUGCUAAUGCUCUAUUAUCUGGUCCAUCAGAUCUCCUUCUUACAAGCUCUGGUGAAUUACUCUUCAUGGAUGGUGGUCCAAGGCUUAAAAAGAUUGACAAGAAUGGAUUUCUGACGUGUCUUGCAGGAAAUGGCUCUGAAAUUCUUCCAGAUGGUUUUCCAGCAAAAGAUACAAGAUUCACUUCUAUUGCUUCUAUUGCACAACAUCCAGUGACUGGUGAGAUUUACUUGUCAGAAACUGGUAAUCAUACCAUUAGACGAAUCUCAACUAAUGGAAAUGUUUAUACAGUUGCAGGAACAGGUGAAUUUGGAUUCAGUGGAGAUGGCGGUCCAGCUUUCGACGCCCAAUUAUUCUUUCCAAGUAGUAUUGCUUUCAAUAAUGGAGGAGAAUUGUUUAUUUCAGAUUUAGGUAAUAAUCGUAUUCGAAAGAUUGACAAAAAUGGAAUAAUCUCAACAAUUAUAGGUGGUAGUAAAGGAUAUUCUGGAGAUGAAGGCAAUGCUGCUGAUGCCAUGAUAGAUGGUCCAUAUAGUUUAGCCUUCCAUCCUGUCAGUGGUGAUUUGACUUUUGUUGACAUUAACAAUUACAGAAUUCGAAAGAUUUCUAAUAAGGGAAUAAUUUCAACAAUUGCUGGAAAUGGUGAAAAGGGAUCAAUUGGCGAUGGUGGUUCAGCACUUAAUGCACAAAUUUAUUAUAGUGUUUCAAUUUCAUUUAGUCCAAAUGGUGAACUAUAUAUUGCAAACGAAUGGAACAAUAGAAUUAGAAAGAUUUCAUUAUCUGGAAUUAUUUCAACCUAUUCUGGUGGUACAUUCGGUGAUGGGUAUGAUGCUUCAAGUUGGGGUGUUUUGUUUUUACCUCAAGGUGUUUCCAUUACUCCAAACGGUGAUGUGUUAAUUGCUGAUUCGAAACAUGCACUUAUUAGAAAGCUUUCUAAUGGAGUUCUUUCAACAAUUUACACCAAAACUGAGUUGAGAAAUCCAACUUCUGCCAUUAUGAGACCUAAUGGUGAUAUUUACUUUGCUGAUCAGGAUGAAAAUAGGAUUCGUAAGAUUUCGGCAACAGACGGAACAGUUUCCAUUAUUGCAGGCAAUGGAGCUACCUCUGGUUUUGAAUCAGAUGGAGUAUUAGCACUUGAUGCCACAAUUGCCUCACUAGGCACCUUUGAUUUCAAUUCUAAAGGUGAAAUUUUAUUCACCGAUUUGGAAAAUCAAAGAAUUCGUAAAGUUGCCUUAAAUGGAAGUGUUUUAACAGUUGCUGGAUUUAGUGCUGGUAUUAAUGGAACAAUUGCUCCUUCCUAUAGUGGAGAUGGUGGAUUGGCUACUCAAGCUGGUCUUAAUAGUCCUUAUGGAAUUGUUGUCACUCCAUCAGAUGAAAUUUAUUUGGUUGACAAGGGAAAUUUCAGAAUUCGUAAAAUUUUGACAAAUGGCACAAUUAUUACAGUUGCAGGAACUGGUACGCAAGGAUUUUUAGGAGAUGGAGGUUUGGCCACCGCUGCAAGAAUAAAUCCAAGAGGUGGACUUGCAGUUUCGUCUAAGGGCGACAUUUACUUUACUGACAAUUACAGAAUUCGAAAGGUGUUUGCAAAUGGAAAGAUUACAACUCUUGGUGGAUUUUCAUAUGGUGGAUUCUCUGGUGAUGGUACUUUGGCAACUAAUGGUGUAUUUGAUGCUCCAUUAGGAAUUGCAGUUGACUCAAAUGAUAAUGUCUUUAUUGCAGAUGUCAAUAAUGACAGAAUUAGAAAGAUUGGAAAUAUGUGUGCAGCUCCAUAUGUUGUUUCUGGAUCUGAAUGCAUUCCAGUUUGUUAUGGAAUUAAUUCGAAUAAUGUUUCGAGUGUUUGUUCUGGACGCGGUUCUUGUAAUGAUCCAAACAAUUGCACCUGUCAAGCAAAUUAUUAUGGAAAUAAUUGUGAAUUAUUCAAAUGCAAGGGAAUUGCCAGUACUGAUUCAUCAGUUUGUUCAGGAAGUGGUCAAUGUAUUGCUCACGAUACUUGUAAAUGCAGUGGAAAGGCUUAUGGAGCUAAUUGUGAGUUAGUUCUUGCUAUUUCGAAUGUCAAUAGUGGAAAGGUUAUUCCUAAAAACACUCUUUCUGAUAGAUUGAACGAUGGCGUUUCAGUUUCCAUUUCUCUAUUGAGUAUUAUUAUUUUCAGUAUUAUUCUAUUGUUACAUUAA
Molecule: messenger RNA, 2499 nt
Organism: Naegleria gruberi
Lineage: Eukaryota; Heterolobosea; Eutetramitea; Acrasida; Naegleriidae
Exons: 1
Coding region: 1-2499 (832 amino acids)
Molecular function (GO): protein binding
Source: RefSeq, a predicted model, not a curated record